Molecule: messenger RNA, 2742 nt
Organism: Echinococcus granulosus
Lineage: Eukaryota; Metazoa; Platyhelminthes; Cestoda; Cyclophyllidea; Taeniidae
Product: Fibroblast growth factor receptor
Exons: 12
Coding region: 1-2742 (913 amino acids)
Biological process (GO): protein phosphorylation; cell surface receptor protein tyrosine kinase signaling pathway; multicellular organism development
Cellular component (GO): signaling receptor complex
Molecular function (GO): ATP binding; transmembrane receptor protein tyrosine kinase activity
Source: RefSeq, a predicted model, not a curated record
AUGUCCCGACUGCACGCAGUACUACGAGGUGGUCUUGAUUGCGUCGGUCUUGCUCCGCCCUUCAGCUACCGUGGCUCUUCACAGCAAAGCCAUUCCUCUACUUCGUGUCGUCUUCAGGGGUCCCUUGAGGUUGUGAGGAUGCGCUCGCUAAUCACUGAGGGUGUUGACAUGUUUAUGGUACUCAUUCCACAAAUGUUGCCGGUGAUACUGCUGCAUGUGGCCGCAGUAGGAUGUGUGAGGAUUGAAGUCCCCGUUUUCAAGGACUACUUUAUGCCCUGCAACAUCUCUGCACUGCCUGCAAGACCUCGCAUGGAGGACAUCUAUUGGUUCCAGGAUGGUCGCCUUAACCGUGGUGUAAACGACUUUCUCCUUCCUCAAGGUGAAAUCCCAUUUGAAGGGAUCAGUCCUAGUGCUGCAGGUGUCUAUCGCUGUUGCUACAAUGGUUCUAUGAAGAUUUCCUGUGCUGAGGUGGUUCACCUCAUCGUGAAGGACAACGUCUAUUGGCUUCCCCAAAUGCUCACAACACCUCUUGAGGUCGAGAUGACUACUGAACCCCUCGAAUUCAACUGCUUUUAUUUCGCCCAGUCAUCCGGUCCAAGGCGUCCACACGUCGCUUGGUACUUCAAUGACCUCUACCCAGAGGACAGGCGAUUUGAAUCCCCCAUACAGGAAGAUGACAAGCGAUACGUCGUAAAAACUAUGGAAAUUACCUGCGAGGAGGACUACAUGCAGCAUUCGAGGAGUCGCUGUUUCAAAAGCACCCUCAUGGUACGACUUCCGAGCGACCUGCGGAGACGGACGGUCUACACGUGCGAGGUUCAAAUGUUCAAGGCGGACGGAUUGGUGGAGAAUCAACUCAGUGUCGACUACCGACUUAGAAGUGACAACCGCCGUGAUUCUGAUUGGAUUUAUGGGCUGACUGACAUAGAGCGCUUCGGAGAGGACUGUGACCGAUUCCCCAACGAGUCGCCACCACUAGAGGCCCUGAUCCAGGAGUUGAACGCCUGCAAACGUAAUUCCUUUUUGCGACUCUGGGUCUCUCCAGUCAAUAGUGAAAAACUCGUCCAAGCCACGUGCUCCCGACCCGUGUUCUUGGUCUUUAAUGAGCUUUUGCAACUCAUUCGGCUUCCUCCAGAUCCCCAUGUCAUCAGACUCUUUUUCAAAGUGGAAAACAUCACCUCUGUGAGAUCUCCGUUCGAUGGUAUCCUAAAGAGAUAUGGCAAGUUUCUGCUUAAGUCCGACGUGACGACGCUCCGCGUAGGAGGCAAGAAGCACCAUUCGUUCGACACGACCCUACAGGGCAACGUCUCCCUCGACUGCCAACCCAGCCAUGUUGUUGUAUGUGUCUACGGACCCCUAGUUCAAAUGAAGUUAGUCCACAUGACCUGCUCCCCUUCGGACCGUCACGAGGGUUUCUUACUCAUCUGCAUGGUCGUAGGUGGAUUGGUAGUAGCAACUCUCCUAUUCGUAGGACUUUAUUUAUGGCGACGUCAGUGCCUCAGCCGCCGUCACUACGCAGUGUGGAAAACAGUGGAGGCCUACACUAGCUCCUUGCUACUCGAGCGCCGUCUCUGCAGCCCGCCGCUGCCUACACCUCUGCCACGAGGGCCGAAUAAUUUCCACAGGGAGGCGGCACAGGCAAAAAAAGCUGCAGCGUUGGAGUAUGUGAAAUUGGGCAAGACCCGUUGGCCCCUUUCUGCCCGCAGUCUUCGAUUGGAGGAGCAAAUUGCUUGUGGAAGCUAUGGCGACGUCUUCAAGGGAGUGCUUUUAACGUCUCCACCGGGACAGAGUCAUGUGCUUCCACGUCCGAUCGUCGCGAAGGUGCUUAAUGAUGUCUACUUGAAAGACCACGUCCUCGAGUUUGCUAACGAGGUGGCUAUUCUCCGUCUCAUUGGCGCUCAUCCCACCAUCAUCCAGUUUCUGGGCUGUGCGCAUCGCACCAAUUUGAGUAACCGACCGGUGUUGGUGACGGAGUACGCUUCCCACGGCACGCUGUUGGGCUACUUACGAGCCCUGCGUCCGAACCGAGAUACGGUGUUGGGUGAGGUCGUCAUGACUUACUGGUGGACUAGAGCCAGGGCUCUUGUCGCGGACCUCUACUCCUUCGUCAUUGACAUUGCUAGUGCUCUAGUCUACCUUGAGGAAAUCGCUGUGGUUCACAGUGAUGUGGCAGCCCGCAACGUUCUGUUGACUGCAUCCCUCACUGCAAAGUUAAACGACUUCGGGCUGGCCUGCGUCAUUCCACACGGAAAGUUUGUAGAACUACCAGCUACGAAGAAGGUUCCCGUGCGUUGGUCAGCACCGGAGGUGCUUCAAGAGAACCGUCGGCACGCGCGCAGUGAUGUUUGGUCCUUUGGGGUGCUGUUGUGGGAGACCUUUGCGGUGGGAGAAACGCCCUACGAAGACCUGCCUUCGGAGUCUGCAGUGGGCGUCUUUGUGGGACGAGAGGGUGGGCGGCUCCCACGGCCUACCUUAGCCUCCGGCACCCUCUACAGCCUCAUGACCGCUUGCUGGGCCGCUUCCGUCGACGCGAGACCUGACUUCCGCACCCUGCUCGAGGAUCUCAGCAGAGAGGCCGCACUAGAGAGGAAGAAGAGUGAAGACGCCAAUCUACUAAGUCAUUUUGGUUUCGUGGUCGGUAAACGCCGGGAGGCGCCGAAGGCUCGGAAGUGCUGGUUGGUGCCCGAGGUAGAGCUUGCUAUUUGUCAACGCAUGGUUCACCACGGUUACACAGAGUUGUAA